Messenger RNA from Fomitopsis serialis, 1341 nucleotides. Its product is annotated as S-adenosyl-L-methionine-dependent methyltransferase. Bases 1 to 1341 code for a protein of 446 amino acids. The transcript is spliced from 5 exons. The record is from RefSeq and is a predicted model, not a curated record. Gene Ontology annotation, molecular function: O-methyltransferase activity. NCBI's taxonomy places the organism in Eukaryota, Fungi, Basidiomycota, Agaricomycetes, Polyporales, Fomitopsidaceae.
AUGGCGCCUUCCAACAGAGUGAACACACUGCGCUCGCUGAUCCAGCUCCUCGUGAACACCUCUGAGCUCAUCAUCAAGGAAUGGGAGGCGGAAGAGCAGCUCGACGAGGCUGCGAUCCCCACCAACAACAGCCUGCCCUCGCACGAGUUGUUCGAAGCGCGGCGCAUCAUGCGCGGGGCGUGUGGCGUGUGCAUGGAUAUGGUCGACGACCCCCGUGUCCGCCUGUUGGAGAUCUCGCUGUCCUACGGGAUGUCCCAGGCGCUUGAAACCACGGUUCGCGCAGGGGUGCCGGACGUACUGGCGGAGGCGGAGCCGCUUGACGGUGUGUCGGCCGUGGAACUCAGUCGACGGACGGGGGUCGACGAGCAGAAGCUUGUGAGAGUGAUGCGCUUGCUCUGCAGUGGCGGCAUCUACGACGAGGUCAAGCCCUUGCAGUUCACGAAUACGCGUUUCAGCAGCAUUCUUGCUGGAAAUCCGCCAGCGAAGGCCUACCAGUGUCUCUACGGCACCAGGUUGCUUGUUGGGGCCACGGAGCAUCUCCCCGCAACAUUGCUCGACCCGGAAGUGACGCGCUCCACGUCCGUCACAGAAUGCGCAUUUCAGAAAGCUUUCGGCCCACACCAAACACUGUGGGGCUACAUCGAGGAGGGAGACGAAGCCGACCCUGCUGUUCGGGAGGCCCGCGAAGUGUUUCCACUCGCGAUGGUAGGCCAAGGACAAAUGGGUUCGCCGUCGCUCAUCGCCGACUAUCCCUGGGGAUCGCUCGGUGAGGCCACCGUCGUGGACGUCGGCGGCGGCGUAGGCAGCAUGUGUAUCGAACUCGCAAAGUUGUUCCCCGACUUGCGCUUCGUGGUGGAAGACCUUACCGUCUCGAUCGACAAGGCAACGUCUAUUUGGAACGCUGAGGUCCCGGGGUCUAUCGAUGCUGGACGCGUGCAGCUUCUCAGACAUGACUUCUUCGAGGAACAGCCUGUCAAGGAUGCAGCGGUGUAUUUCCUGCGCUAUAUCAUGCACGACUGGCCGGAUGAUCAGUGUGUCACAAUCUUGAACAGGCUUCGGGAGGCCAUGGGCCCACACUCGCGCAUCCUCGUUGCGGAUAUGAUCAUCCAUCCUCCUCUGGGCUCAACGUACCUCAAACCAGCCCCGGCGCCGCUGCCCACGAAUUACGGCCGGGCGAACGCGUUCAAGGGGAUGCACGACAUGUGGAUGCUCUCCCUGUUCAAUGGCGGAGAGCGGACGCCUGAACAGCUAGGUGCCAUCGCAGCAAGAGCGGGUCUCAAGAUAGAGAAGAUAUGGGAGUGCCGGGGGCCCGUCGGCAUUACUGAGCUUCGACGGAUGUGA